Messenger RNA from Abrus precatorius (Indian licorice), 733 nucleotides. RefSeq names its product universal stress protein PHOS34. The transcript has 4 exons. NCBI's taxonomy places the organism in Eukaryota, Viridiplantae, Streptophyta, Magnoliopsida, Fabales, Fabaceae. The coding region runs from base 101 to 586 and encodes 161 amino acids. The record is from RefSeq and is a predicted model, not a curated record.
AUCUCCAUUCACAUUCGCACAAAAAUCAAAUCAAAUCAAAUAAACUCACACCUACAGAGAGUGAAAACUGAAAAGCAAAGAGGUCUCAUUCCCAAGAAAAAUGGCAAGCACUAGAAGAUUGGGCGUGGCAGUGGAUUUCUCACCAUGCAGCAUCACAGCACUUCAAUGGACGGUAGAUAACUUUGUGAAAGAAGGAGAUCACCUCAUUCUUAUUAUCAUUCGCCCCUCAGGCUACGAGCACGGCGAGAUACAACUCUGGGAAAGUACAGGCACUCCUCUCAUACCCCUAGCCGAGUUCUCUGACCCUACGCUCAUGAAGAAAUAUGAUCUGAAACCUGAUCCCGAAGUAAUUGAUAUUGUCUCAACCGCUGCAAAGCAAAAAAAUAUUAUGGUGCUAAUGAAGAUCUAUUGGGGAGAUGCUCGUGAGAAGAUAUGCGAAGCAGUUGAUCACAUUCCUGUGGAUUGCCUUACCAUGGGGAACAGAGGCCUUGGCACCAUUAGAAGGGCCAUAAUGGGUAGCGUAAGCAACUACGUGGUGAAUAACGCCAGUUGUCCCGUUACUGUGGUGAAGAGAGCAGACCAUUAAUUAAUUUUCUAAUUUGAUGUAGAAAUAUAUUAAACGUAUAAGUUUGUGUGUAAUAUAUAUCAUCAACGAAUUCACUCAUUUGCCUACUUCGAAAUUGUUCACAUUCUUACGCUGAUGAAUGAUGAUUAGGGAAUAAAAUCUAUUUAG